Molecule: messenger RNA, 1031 nt
Organism: Amoebophrya sp. A25
Lineage: Eukaryota; Dinophyceae; Syndiniales; Amoebophryaceae
Source: the annotation of a GenBank genome assembly
AUUUAUGGUUCGCCGCUUUGGUUAGACUAACAGCUUAGCGACUUGUCUUUCCUUCCUUUUCACCUUUCGGCGACAGGGAGUGCCAUUGGCCUGGCUGGGCAUUCGUUGUCGGAGUUGACCUUGUGUCGGCUGCCAUUCUGUCUCUACGCUGCGUCGGGUUGCGCCUUAGGUUUUCUACAGGAGUCGAGUGUACGGCUUCUCCGAUAGAUGUAGAUUUGUGGCCGAUUGUGCGGUCUUAUGCGCACCCAGUAUGUAAUUUGGAUGAUCUUAUAAAUAAGGAGGUAAAUAAUUGAUUGAAAGGGUGGCAGCAUAUAGUCCUAACGCAAAAAAAAAAAAAAACUCUACGGUGGCCAAGAAAGGUCAUAACAGUGGCAUACACAUGACGGAGCUACAACAGAGACGCGCCAGAUCCGGUCUCCUGUCCAUAGAGGCCAGUCGAUAGUCGUAACCUUUACCCAUUCACCGCGUCGGGUCUACUACCUCCUCCCCCCACUGGUAACAGGCCUGGUGCACAUAAUCAAACAAGUACAAGCAGUUUACUACACCUAGUCCCGGCCUGGGAAUUGUCGUGUUUGGAAUCCAUCGACUAGAUCAGAAAUAGAAGACUGAUGACAGAAGUUCAUGAAGAUUGAUUGUGAAAAAGUAUGCAGUGGAUGUCGACUACGUCGUCGCGUGUGCUUUCAGAUGGCGCUUUCCCGCAGCUUCUGAAAUCACGAACGGCGUCGACACGAGCUGCGUUCCCUUCCUUAGUCAACAGAUGCCAACUUUAUUGAUACUGCAUGCUUUGUUAGUUUUGUUUUUCCACGACAGCAAUGGUCCUCUUGAUUGAUCGAUCCUCAGUUGAAUGCUGUACUGACCGUUGGUUGCUGUAUCGUAGGUCGGCUGCAGCAUCGACGUGGUCCCUCAAUAUAGGUGUAUGCCCUCUCAAGAACCUUCGUGGCGAGUUUUCCGCCGGAAGCGUGGUGCACCUAAACGCGUUUUCGGGUGACCGCGACAUGCAACGACGAAGGAGAAGGGAGCAGGAAAUCUGA